GAAACAUGUCUUGUCGUCGACUUGCGUGGCUAUUACUGCUACUGCUCAUUGCGGAGGUGGCGUCCGAUUAUCGCGAUGCUUUCGAGUACCCAUUCGUCAUGCCCCGUCAUCCAGCGCCAGCCGUUCGGACCCCAUCGACAGCUGAACCGUGGCAUCAAUUCUACCCGGAGAGUUACGAUUUUAGCGACUACAGCCGGCACAUCACUCGUACAGACGCGGCGUCUCGCAACAGCGCUGCCGAGCAAGUGCCCAGUGGGCCUUAUUUCGCCCAGGAGCUCAAGAGGUACUACCACAAGCCGGCUGAUGAGCACAAAGUCUACCAGACGUCGUGGAACAUGAUCGAUUCGCAAGGCAACGAAUACGCCACCGUCUACAAUCGGCCAACGUUGACCAACUAUCGGCCUGUUUCGGCACCUCCUGUUCCGCUUUUAUCCGAUCAACACGCUUUCGUUCUGGAUGCGUGGCACAGGCAACAACAAGAGCAACAACAACAACAAGUUUACGUGCAACAGCAGAAGGAGCGGCCGACCCGCAAACCUAUAAGCAAAAAACCAGCUCGCAAGAAGAACAAAGUGCGGCCGAUUCAUCCAGCCGGUUAUCAGCAGCACGUAACGAAGAGACCGGAGAAACAACAUGAAAACGAGAUCGAUAAAAUGGCCGAUGGACUUGCUGGCCAAUCGAUCGCUUCGGCUUACCCGAAUGGCGUUAUGGGCACAUUAUCUUUGAUGGCCGGCCUCGUUUGGUACCUGGUCAACAAGUCGGCCACCCCAGUGAUCAAGAUGAGGCAGCAUUCGGACGGAAUUUUUGGCAACACGGAGGACGACUCGUUCGCGCAGACGGCCAUCAACCAGUUGGCCGACUAUUGGCUCGGUUCGCUCAAGCAAACCGAUUGCCAGCAAAGAGCCAUUUGCGAGCUGGUUUCGCAAUCAUCUUGGCUCUCUUCUGCUACACGAUGGAGUCAAUCCGCUUACCGGUCACCCAUGAUGCAGAAAGCCAUCGAGUCAUUCAAAGAAGACGAUGAAUUGGGUAUCCAGUUAGAAGUUGAUCAAUCCAAAAUGGCCUUGCUCGUCCAGGCGGCCCUGCAAGGCGAACAGGGCGUCGAGUGCGCAGCGAUUUAUCCGCACUGUUCCCUACCGUUCCGUGAAGAAUCACGAGACCGUCGGCGUUAAAUAUCGACGUGAGAAUUUUUUUUAAAUGUAUAGUUAACCGCUUGUAGAUGUCGAAUGUUUCAAAAAAGAAAAGGAUAAGAAAAACACGAGUUCAAAUAGCGUUUUCAGCUUUGAAUCAAUUGCAAAUGUGUUAAUUUGUAUGAAAAUCACGUUCCAAUUACUUGGCUUUUAUUUAUUAUUAUUCAUAAGGCUGUACAGAGUUCUCACAUGUCCCAUGAAUUUUAUGUUCGUCCGUUGUUGUUCAAGCCCGUGAUCUUGUAUUUCUCCCGACAAACGUUCUACUUGCAGACCGACCUUAUGUGUUAGUACUAUACAUU
Messenger RNA from Daphnia carinata, 1486 nucleotides. RefSeq lists its product as uncharacterized. The transcript is spliced from 3 exons. Bases 6 to 1169 code for a protein of 387 amino acids. The record is from RefSeq and is a predicted model, not a curated record. Lineage: Eukaryota; Metazoa; Arthropoda; Branchiopoda; Diplostraca; Daphniidae.